AUGAGUCAGGCCGACAGGCAAGCUGUGGAAAAGCCACUGUUUAUGGUGGUAGAUGGUGCCAUUGGAGUGAAACGCGACACAGAUCGAAAGUUUGGACGUCAUGAGAAGAAGUUCGCGCUGCUUCCAUAUUACGAAGAACUCAGCUGUGAAGUGGAUGCUCGCUUUGAACACAUUAAACAUGGCCUCGUUACUGCUGUGCUUGUGAACGAACAACGACCGGCUCUACGUAACUAUAUCUACGCUUUGAAGAUGUUUUUGAAUAUAUAUGGCUUUCGAUUCCAAAGAGAGGACCACAUUAACUUGAUUCGCCUGCUCUAUCUGAUACUCGUGAAGAAAGAUCAGUGGCCAGAAAUAAUCCAUUAUGCUGCAAAAGCACUAGAAACUCUCGUCAUCAAAUCCUAUCUCUCCUAUAAGGAAUUGUCGCUGGAUUGGGAACCUUUAUUCAACCUUUAUUACGGUGCAAACUAUGGAAAACUAGAAGAAGUGGAUGGAAAAGAGCUGCGCAAUCCAGUUUUUCGGUUGAAACGUUUCUAUAAACCAACAGAUACUCCGGAAAUUUGGGAUAGAAUCCAAGUUUACCUUUCACCGCGCUACUCCACGAAGGAAUUUUGUGACCUUGCAUUAUUGUUUCUUUCAGUGAAGAUGACUACUGACGAGCACAAGAGUUACGGUGCCGGUUUGUGGUUUGACACGAUGUGGAAGAUGUACGAAGUUGUAGAGAUGGGGAAUAAAUGGGGAUCAGAGCUGCCGAACCUCUUUGCAACACUUGCUUACAAUAAUCCUGAUUUUAUGGAUUGGACACCACUCUAUGACACAAUAUUUACACGUACUAUUCGAGCAAUGGGUUUGAGUAUUCGCGAAGGGAAGGUGGCAGUAGGUGACGGUACUGGUGCGACAAGUUUAAGUGCAUUGGCACGAAUGGUUGUGGCAACACUCGGUGGACCAUAUAGCUGUCAGCAACACCUAGGACGAAUGAUGGAGGUUGUCGAGCCAUUCAUGCAUCCAUCAAAUGAAAGUGGUCAUACGUUACUUGUGCUCGUCUUCCUUCAUAACAUCCUUCAAGAACUUGUGAAUCGUUACAUCGAAGAACGAGUUAAAAAACACAAAAGAGAAGUACCAACAAAAUUCUACCUUACUGACGACGAUAUUGCAAAUUUCACCGAUGCCGUUCUCCAGUCACUCUUGUAUGCGUUGUACGCGAAGCAAGGUAGCACAUCAAAAACUCCGGCUAAAUUAGUAAUGGUUCUCGCUGCGUUGUGUCCAGGCAGGGUUUUGCCUAGGUUUUUCGAGCAUACUUAUCCGGCCAUGUUUGCUGUCGACGAACCACAUCGACUGACGCAGACUCUGGAUUGCCUAUUCGAAUCAGUGUUUCUUAUUGCUCGUGAUAAUGACCCUUCGCUGAAACGACUUAAAAUGGAAAAGGAUUGGAUCGAAAAAAUGGAAAAAAUUCGCUCGCCGUUGUCUCCGAUAGCAGAAUAUUCUCUCAACAAGCUCAGUCGUUCACUAGGGUUCAACAUCAGAAAUCGUCUCAGCACUUUUCGAUGCCACUUGUUCUAUUUUCUGGAGAUGCUCAUCGAAGGGAUCGACAUCAAUGAUGUUUCGAAGGCAAAUAUUACCAUUCACAAUCUCACGCUGAUUUUCUGCAUCACUCCAAUUCUUGAUUACUCUGACUGUGUGAAAUAUCACACAGAUCUAACGGAUGAAGAGAAAGCACUUUGCAAGAUGUCGGCAAGGUUACCGGUACUUGCCGAGAUGGCUCUGAACAAAAUGCUCGAAAUUAUUCAGUGUCUUUCCAUAACAGCUCCAAAAGAUUCGUCAACGGUCAUCGGAGGAUUCAAGGACGUUGCCACCAAAGAUGGAAGUGAAGAGAAAGUUCUUAAAAAAGCUGUCGAUCGUUGCGUGACGGCUAUGUGCAAGAAUGCAAAUUCUUCCAAACUCGGCCGUAAAAUGUUACAGUUCGUGAAGACGAAUCAAUUCGAAAGCUCUCUGGCCACGGAUAUGAUUUCGUCGAUGAUGGCUUCGAUGACAUAUGAGCUGCCCUCGUUCUGGAUACUCUUUGCAAAACACGUGCUGCACAAUUUAAGAAUAGUUCUAACGCCGGAAGUCAAGGAAGCCGAGGACCUGGACGCUACUGCUUCGUGGUUUGUUUCCUUGGCCUCGUCGCUGCUGGCAACAACUAGUGAAAACUACAUCAACCACAAGGAUAUCUGCUUUGAGAUGAUUGACUUCCUAGUGACUUGUAAAAGUAAAGUAGCGUACGCUAGCGGUUCUGUUGGACUGUGGAACAGUAUGUACAUGUUGUCUCGAGUAUAUCCUGAAAAUUCUCGAUAUAUGAGCGAAAAGCUGGAUAGGUCGCUGAAGGAGUGGGUACCAAUACGAGAGUGGGGACGUUUAUAUGAAAUAAAAGACAUGAAAAUGGCAUGGCAUAUUCCGAAUAACAGAGGAAAAGCUGUUAUCGAAGAGAUGCUGAAGAAAUUCCUCUUUCCGGUUAUGGACCUUGUGAAUUCGGUGGAAGUGGACAGGGAAACUCUGAAGAAAUCGUUCACCAUAAUCAAUUCGAUUUUCACCGGUGGUGCUACAUGCUUCUCACUACCUUCCUCUCCACUAUUUCAGUCUUCAAGUACAGCUUUACCGUGGUUCAAUGCCAAUAUUCCUAAUGCGGCCAGCGAACUCUCAACCGCAACGGAGAUUAAGGAUGAGAUUUUUACAUAUCUAACGGAUCCAGUCAAAAAAGGCUAUCCGAGUUAUGUCUACGAAUCGUUGGUGUAUGUGUGCCACAUGAAGAACGCAACUGCUACAUCGACGCCGUUCACUGAGUUUCAUUUGCGUGUUGUUCGUCUUCUCACACGUUUGUCCCUAAACGUAUAUGCUGAGGGUGCUCUGAAUGUGAUUCUAAAAUCUAAAUGGGCAACUAACACUAGGAAAUCGGCCAAGAUGAAAGUGUGGCAAGCACUUCUUGACAUGAACGCCAUCGAAAUGCCUACAAUUCUGAACGUAUUCGAAGAGAUCUGCAGUGAUAUCGGAAAUAUGCAAAAGCCUUCACUUAAGCAUUACAAAUGCGAAAAGCUGUUGUCAUUCUGUGAGAAAAUGUUCGAGAAACUUCCGAAAACUGGUGAAUGGCAGAAAUUCAACUGUAAGAACUCACUGGAUCUCACAAGGCAAAUACAGGAAGAGAAGAGAAACAAAAGCAAAGCGGAGCAGAAGGCUUUGGUAGAAAUGUUGCUUCAACGUUUCGCUAACAAGGAUAUGCUGCAUACUCGCGUUAAGUUGUGCCGGACAAUGCUUUGGCGGUGUCAGAUGGAGAAGUCUCGUCUAGAGACUAUUAAGAUUAUCUUGUCGAAAUUCACUGACGAAGAGCAGUAUCAUCGUGAACGAAGUGCAGAUGAGUUGUCGUUUUGGCUCAAGAAAAACAAAGCGCUUACAAUUCGAAUGGAUUGGGUUUGUCCGAAGAAGUAUACGCUUCGUAAUUUUGCCCAUAGCACAAUCAUCUUUGAUCGAUUUACGAAAACCCUGCAGGAGCUCUUGAAGUCUCGUCAGCGAGCCGAGCAACGACUUGCUGCAGAGUUUUUUGCUGGUGUGGCAAUGGGAACGAAGUAUCAUGGAUUCAGUGUGCUUAACAAGCUCUGGUCGUGGUUAGCACCGGCCGUAGAUCUUCUCUACGACUACCUAAACGAAGACGCAUAUUUUUCUUGGCAUUUUUGUAUUACCAAUGUGCUGCACCGAGACGAUACCAGACGAUACUGGUGGUUGAUUGAGGAACUUCUUAAAGGCAUGGCUCGUACGGCACCGACAGCGUGGCAUCAUGCAGUGGCGCUGAAAAACGUGUGUGUUGUGCUAGAUGCGAACAUGAACAACGACUUCCGUGGUCUUCCAAACAGAUUCCACUUGGAAUCCGUUGAUUUCUGGUUGCAACGAUUCAAAGGAAACCUUGACGAGACACCAAAUAUUAAAUCCAGGCUGGCAUCAGAAACGGUCAUUCAAUUUGACGGUGGUGUCAAGGCUAAUGAACUGGCUGCCAAAUUUAUGGCAGUGCAUUCAUCUAGCUCGAUGGUUGACCUGUCACAAAUCUACCUGCGAACCCUAUUGGAGUUCCUCUUGCAGUAUUACACUGACUGUAUAACUUGUCUCACACCUGGUAUCGUAUCACUAUUUCCUGUACUUCUGGAGUAUGCUAAUGAAGGUGAUAAUGACAUAUAUGGUUCGUUCAAAGACAUGGAUAUAAGCCACAGCGCCAGUUUACUUAUUCAUGACGAGAUGUCCACUUUACAACUUACUCCAAAAUUUGCUGAUUCAUUUCUAAACGUUGUUUUACAGUCAUUCUACACUUCUUAUUUAUGGCGGGUUAAAGUAUCAGUACUGAAGUUUAUUAAAGUCUUGGUGUUUUCUAAUAUUUAUGAAUUGGAAAAAGCUACCCGACCUGAGAAGGUCCUCAGACUACUUUAUGACGCCAUUGUUGACCCUCAGACGGAAGUGCGGAGAGAAGCAUCCAGAGCUAUGCUUACGCUUAUUCUCUGUGGAUACAUCAAAGUCAACGACGAUCUCUCGAAGUACUUCAACAAUUUGAUGAAGAACAAGAACUUAUCCACCCUACAUGGAGCAAUACUCGGAAUGGGUGCCGUCGUUCGGGCUCAUCCAUUCUCUACUCCGUUGGCAAUCAAACCAAUGUUGGCAGCGCUGUGUGAAGUAACCAGCCAUAAUGCUGAGCUUCAGAAGGCUGCUACAACAGCAUUACGUGAAUUUCGUCGCACCCAUCGUGACAACUGGGAGAAAGUGGCAAAGAUUCUCGGACCCGAUCUUGUCUAUAAAAUAGAGAACGCUAUAGCACCAGUCUACUAUGCUUAG
Molecule: messenger RNA, 4842 nt
Organism: Angiostrongylus costaricensis
Lineage: Eukaryota; Metazoa; Nematoda; Chromadorea; Rhabditida; Metastrongylidae
Source: the annotation of a GenBank genome assembly